UCUUGUGAUACUAGAAGACGCAUCUCUGAUUCGGACCUAGAGUCACGAACAUAGCAGGUGUCCCUUUAAGAAGGAAGCUUCUCUUUAUAUUCUUUUCUCUGGAUUAUUGGUGGCUUUCCUUUAUCUUGUUUUCAUCGUAAAUAACUUCAGAAUUUUUAGGUAACGUUGCUUAAAUCCAAAUCCCAUAGUUGACUCGGUUCCUGAUUGCUGAUUCUGAUUGCUGAUUCUCACCCACUUUAUGGUUUUAUCCUUUCCGUUUCAGAAUUCAGACUCUUUCUAGUCUCUAUUUUUAUAAAACCUGAUACUUUGAUCCAUUUCCCCACAUACCCUUCUGAAUCAAAGUUUCAAACUUUGGCUUUUUCACACUAUGUAUAUUCUUCCCCCUGGCCUCAUCUGAAUAUACAAAGCUUUAUACUUUAGUCAUCAAUCUGCUUAGUCUUCUUGAAUUCUCAUCUGGGUUCAAUCCUUUUUCAUAUUUUGACUGAAUCACUUUCAGGCAGUGUUGUGUUACCUGAUAAAAAUCUUUUCUUUCCUUCUGUUUUUGUGUCAUAAUCAUGGGUUGUUGUCUGAGUAAAAAAGGAUCAGAACCAGAAGACCUUGUUUACAGACAUGUUGGGGCUGGUGGUAUGCGUAAUCAUAAGACUCAUGAACCUUUUGUCAACCAAUCAAAAGCCCCUGAUGCAGCAGCACCACCUCAGGCACCAUGGAAGCCCACUGUUUUUGCCAUGAGCCCAAAACAUGUUCAAUGGUCAGAUACAAUUCUUGGGAAACCAUUUGAGGAUGUUAGGCAGUUCUAUACAUUGGGGAAAGAAUUGGGGAGAGGCCAAUUUGGGGUGACUUAUUUGUGCACUGAGAAUUCAACUGGCUUGCGAUAUGCUUGCAAGUCCAUUUCAAAGAGGAAGCUUGUUAGCAAAUCUGAUAAGGAGGAUAUAAAGAGGGAGAUUCAAAUUAUGCAGCAUUUGAGUGGACAACCCAACAUUGUUGAGUUCAAAGGUGCUUAUGAGGAUAAGCAUUCGGUUCAUGUUGUUAUGGAGCUAUGUGCAGGUGGUGAACUUUUUGAUAGGAUUAUUGCCAAGGGGCACUACAGUGAAAGAGCUGCAGCUUCAAUAUGUAGACAAAUUGUUAAUGUUGUUCAUAUCUGCCAUUUUAUGGGUGUGAUGCAUAGGGAUCUGAAGCCUGAGAAUUUCUUAUUGUCCAGUAAGGAUGAAAAUGCAAUUCUCAAGGCCACAGAUUUUGGCUUGUCGGUAUUCAUUGAGGAAGGUAAAUUUCUUAUUCAUUCAUGGUCUUUUGUUUUAAUAUUUAAAUUUUUUAAUAUUUGUGAAUUUAUUUUUCCAGGAAAGGUGUAUCGUGAUAUAGUUGGCAGUGCCUAUUAUGUUGCUCCAGAAGUUCUACGUCGUAGAUAUGGGAAGGAAAUAGAUAUAUGGAGUGCAGGAGUUAUAUUUUAUAUCUUACUUAGUGGCGUACCUCCAUUUUGGGCAGAGACGGAAAAGGGAAUAUUUGAUGCCAUACAGAAAGGUCAUAUUGAUUUUGAAAGUCAUCCAUGGCCAAGCAUAUCAAAUAGUGCUAAGGACCUUGUUCGUAAGAUGCUUAUACAGGAUCCAAAGAAACGCAUUACUUCUGCUCAGGUUCUUGAGCACCCAUGGAUUAAAGAAGAUGGAAAUGCUUCCGACAAGCCAAUAGACAGUGCAGUCCUUUCCAGAAUGAAGCAAUUCAGAGCAAUGAAUAAACUAAAGAAACUUGCCCUCAAGGUCAUUGCUGAAAAUCUCUCUGAAGAAGAGAUCCAAGGUUUGAAGGCAAUGUUUACAAAUAUUGACACUGACAAUAGUGGUACAAUCACCUAUGAGGAACUGAGGGCAGGAUUGCAAAGACUUGGCUCAAAGCUUACUGAAGCUGAAGUGCAGCAGCUUCUGGAAGCUGCUGAUGUUGAUGGAGAUGGCACAAUUGACUACAUAGAAUUCAUCACUGCUACAAUGCAUAGACACAGAUUAGAAAGAGAUGAGCAUCUUUACAAGGCCUUCCAAUAUUUUGAUAAAGACAACAGUGGGUUUAUUACAAGAGAUGAACUGGAAACAGCCAUGAAGGAAUAUGGUAUGGGUGACGAAGAUACAAUCAAGGAAAUUAUAUCUGAAGUUGAUACAGAUAAUGAUGGUAGAAUAAACUAUGAAGAAUUUUGUGCAAUGAUGAGGAGUGGAACCCAACAACAAGGCAAGCUAUUCUAAAUCACACAAUGUCACUAGAAUGAGUGUCCUGCAGCUAAGACACCCUAUUGAAAAGGCGUAUACUUGAGUUCUGAGAAGGGCUUCCGAAAGUAAAUAUACAUCAUAUAGGCAUGUAAAGCUUUUAAUUUAGAUUUGCUUGAGUUAAAAUGCUCCACGUGACUUGUUGUCAACUCUCUUACUUCUCUUUUUGGUUUCUUUUUCACUUUAAAGUCUAUUUUUGAGUUCUUUUGGACACGAAUGAAAUAUAGACUCACCUAGGAAAGGUGAUUUUCGAAGUAGAUUAUGCAAUUUAUUAAACUCGAAAUCUUCAUCUACUAUUGUUGAUUAAGGUUUGCACUUCUACCGAUGAAAUGUUUAUUGGCUACUGUUAAGGGAAAUUUUUGUCGCUUGUUAUGAGAACUGAAGUGGAUUAGAGGUCAAUCAUAAAGAAAAGGUUUUGUAGGCUUUCAUUUUCUGUUUGCAGCAAACUUGGUGGGACAUUCUGUGACAACUAGCAUAUAACCUUUGGUAGAUCUUUCCAUAUCUGCCUGAUGACAAGCACAUCAAGUCAAACCAAGUGUUGGAUUUAUGAACAGUGACAAUGCUUCAAUGUAUGAUGGUACUUGUAAAAACUUUGAAUUUAAAAUUGUGUGUUUGGAUACGACAUUUUAGCUACAUUAAACAGGUUGAAAUAAACAAAUUCAGUAGCUAUCUAAUAAAUUAAAAAGAAAACUAACUGGUUGAACACUUACGCUAGUCAAUUUAGAUAAUUCUGCCUUUUAUCUU
Molecule: messenger RNA, 2984 nt
Organism: Gastrolobium bilobum
Lineage: Eukaryota; Viridiplantae; Streptophyta; Magnoliopsida; Fabales; Fabaceae
Product: calcium-dependent protein kinase 2-like
Exons: 8
Coding region: 555-2219 (554 amino acids)
Biological process (GO): peptidyl-serine phosphorylation; intracellular signal transduction; protein autophosphorylation
Cellular component (GO): cytoplasm; nucleus
Molecular function (GO): calmodulin binding; calcium ion binding; calcium/calmodulin-dependent protein kinase activity
Source: RefSeq, a predicted model, not a curated record